This is a messenger RNA of Torulaspora delbrueckii, 1503 nucleotides long. It is a transcript of the gene TGL1, whose product is annotated as sterol esterase. The coding region runs from base 1 to 1503 and encodes 500 amino acids. The record is from RefSeq and is a predicted model, not a curated record. NCBI's taxonomy places the organism in Eukaryota, Fungi, Ascomycota, Saccharomycetes, Saccharomycetales, Saccharomycetaceae. The transcript has a single exon.
AUGGCUCUUGGUGGUAGAGUGUCGAUAACAGACUCAGUUAUCAUCGUCCUGGUCUACAUAGAGACAGUGUUAGCAUUGUCGUUGAGAUUGGUACCACAGCCCAUUAAGACCUUGCUUUCAUGGUUGAUUAAUUUGAGAGGUGGUUACGAUGACUCCUCCAUUGAGCAAAGGAUAAGAAGGGCCCCAACGAUUCAUGAGAUGUGUGCGGUAUUUGACAUUAAGGUCGAGGAUCAUUUGGUAAGGACAGAGGAUGAUUAUAUCUUGACUUUGCACCACAUAAGGCCGAAAAUGGGGAAAUUUAAUGGGAAAGUCGCAUACCUGCACCAUGGUUUAUUGAUGUGCUCCGACGUUUGGGUUUGCAACAUUGAGAAACAAAAAAAUUUACCUUUUGUACUUCACGAGCUUGGGUUCGAUGUUUGGUUAGGUAAUAAUAGGGGUAAUAAGUAUUCUACUGCACACUUGAAUCUUUUGCCCAAGGAUAAAAAAUUUUGGGAUUUCUCUAUCGAUGAAUUUGCAUUUUUUGAUAUCCCAAAUUCAAUUCAAUUUGUGUUGGACCGUACCAGAGUCGAUCAACUGAUAUGUAUUGGUUUCUCGCAGGGUUCCGCCCAAAUGUUCGCUGCUUUCUCCAUAAGCGAGGAGUUGAAUAUGAAAGUAUCCCAAUUCAUUGCGAUCGCGCCCGCGAUGACACCUAAGGGACUUCACAAUCGUAUCGUCGAUACGCUGGUGAAAGCAUCACCAGGGCUCAUGUAUUUGUUUUUCGGUAGUAGGAUAGUACUACCAACCGCCGUGCUAUGGCAGCGGACUUUACACCCAAAACUCUUCAACUUUAUGGUAGAUUUUGGUAAUCGGUUCUUGUUUAACUGGAAAGCUUUAAACAUCACAACAAGACAAAAAUUGGCUUCUUAUUCGAAACUUUAUUCAACGACAAGUGUAAAGUCAAUUGUGCAUUGGUUCCAAAUACUGCAAUCUCAAAAGUUCCAGGUAUUUGAAGCCUCGGAUGAUAUAAUAAAUUCCUUUUACAGACCAUAUCAAAUUGCCACAUUUCCAACAAGAACCAAUAUCAGAAUUCCAAUUUUAUUAAUUUACGGUGGUACUGAUUCUCUAGUAGAUAUCAAUGUCAUGAAGCAAAAUCUGCCGGCAAACACCGUCUUUGACAUCAAAGUGGAGGAUCACGAUCAUUUGGAUCUGCUAUGGGGUCACAAUGUCGACGCGCUGGUCAUUGCCAGGGUCAUUAAAUUCAUUCAAUUUUUUGAUGAACCAUUUGAGUUACCCCUGGUCGAUUACGACAAGGACAUCAUCCGUCUGGACUCGCCACCAAACGCCGUUACGUCCUCACUUACAAUGAACGAUGAAGAUAGAGGUCUGCCCCCAUUUAAAAAAGAUGAUUACUCAGACGAUGAAUCAAUUUAUCUGGAGAGCAGCGAACAGCUUGAGGAUGAAAGACAGCACAAGAAGGAUCGAAAGCUGUUGAGCGAACUAUUUCUCAACAGCUUCCGAGCAUGA